Molecule: messenger RNA, 1367 nt
Organism: Trichoderma asperellum CBS 433.97
Lineage: Eukaryota; Fungi; Ascomycota; Sordariomycetes; Hypocreales; Hypocreaceae
Source: RefSeq, a predicted model, not a curated record
GCGGUUUCGCCACUGCACGGCACAGCAAAACAUUCUCAAUUCUGUUGAAUAAUUCACAAUAUCCGAACAUGCCAGAAAUAGAAAAUGCCACCGAUCAGUUGUCUGACUUACUCGACCGCCACUAUAGUGAAAUCGUCGAAGCUUCUGCUCAAAUUAGUGAGGGAACGCCCAGCAGAGACAUCUUGUCGCGUCUUCUUCAACCGAAAUCGACCAUCAGCGUCACUCCUACGCCAAUUUGGAUAAAUCAUGGUGUCUUAAAUCGUGGCAUCGGCUACCGAAAAAUUGGCUUUGGUCAAUGCGGCCUUAUUUUCACUAUACCUGGCUCCUCAACUGUGCUUAAAGUUUCUCGUCCAUAUUUCCACGAGGGCCUUUGGAACGACUUUCUGUGUCAUCUACGCAUUUACGCUGCAUUCGCUAAGCAAACAAUCCGACCAUCAUGCCGUUUGCCACUCGUAUACUCUUUUAUUCCCAAAACGGAUGUUACCUGGUGGGACGCUCAAAAGUCCUUAUUCACCGAGAAUAGCAGCACAUUCCCACUUCCAUCCAUGGGUCUCGUCUCGCAGCGUAUUCCCCAGCUGCUACGGACGCUUCGCCAUGCUCUCAUCGAUUUUUACUGUCCGAAGAAUCUAAGAGAAGACGUCCGUUCAAAUACUAUUAACAGAGAUUGUCUUGUACGAAUAUACUUGGGUCGACGUCGUAACUACAAUACGCCGCUACCCCCAAACUUCUCUCUCCGCAACUACAAUCUUUGCCUUGAUCAAAUGCUCGACUUGGAUCUUCCUGUGAACGAGUACGCUGCGAGUAUCGCUGAGACUCUCGCUAUAAUUCAUUGGGCUGCCCACGUAGACGCCUACGAUAUCGAAUUUGUUCUUGGAGGGGAGAUUGGCUCUGCAAAUACACAACAAGCUACCGAUUUCUUUUCACAGCAACUCCAUGUGCUAGAACAGGUUGAACCCGGAUCUGCCUAUGAUCUCUCAUUACGACAGCGAACAACUCGAAUUUGGGUCCUUGAUUUUAACCUCUGUAGCCGUUGGUCGCUAGAAACACUCUUGAAACGUCCAGAAGAGGUAGUCAACCAGCUGGUUCUUGCAUUCUUCGAGAAUGAUCCCUAUUAUCCUCUUCCAGAGAUGGAAUCUGAAGUUGAUCGAGAGAUUUGGUCUACGUUUAGUCGAGAAUAUCUGCAUAAAGCAAAUGAAAUUCUCAUACAGGAUAGCCACUACGAGGAGACUCAGCAUCUACCAAGAUACUUCAUCGAGCAAUGUGUAGCAAGAGAGCGAAAGAAUCUAGCGCUUGGCUUGGGCCAUGGACAUCGAGAUUUUAAGGGUUAGAUUGCGCUCUUAAAUAUUUUCUUAAAUGGUAGAGCUGGA